UUCCCAUAUCAGUUUGAUUGUUCAGCGAAGCUGAUGAGGCAAAUUAUAUCGCGCACGGCGCACACUUGAAAGAGUAGCAUUUCUCGAGAAUGUCGUAUUUCUUGUUGAUAAUUUUGCUACCAUUAACUAGUUCCGUCGAAGGACAGAAAGAAUUUCCAGAUAAUUUCAAGUUUGGUGUCUCGUCAUCUGCCUAUCAGAUCGAAGGAGCGUGGUCGGAGGAUGGCAAGGGGGAAUCUAUCUGGGAUCAUCUUGUGCACAAUCAUCCGGAGAAGAUUCGCGACCGAUCGAACGGUGAUGUAGCUUGCGACAGUUAUCAUCUCUGGCAUCGUGAUGUGGAAAUGUUAAAGGAACUGGGUGUUGACACCUACCGCUUUUCGAUCGCUUGGACGAGAAUCAUGCCCACGGGUAUUGGCAAUCAGGUGAACCCUAAGGGCGUUGAAUACUAUAACAGUCUCAUCAACGCUCUGCUGGCGAACAACAUUACACCGUAUGUGGUUCUGUAUCACUGGGAUCUUCCCCAACGGCUACAAGAGAUGGGAGGUUGGAUCAAUAGAGAUACCAUCGGGCGCUUCAAAGAAUAUGCAAGAUUUGCAUUUGAGACGUUCGGAGAUCGAGUUAAGUGGUGGACGACAUUCAAUGAACCGGUUCAGAUAUGUAGAGAAUCGUAUGAACAGGAUGCGAUGGCCCCUGGAUAUGAUUUCCCGGGCAUACCAUGUUAUCUUUGCGCCCAUAAUUUGCUGCUGGCUCAUGCAGAAACGGUGCAGCUCUAUCGUCUUCAUUACCAAUCGAGUCAAGGGGGUAAGAUUGGGAUUUCUUUGAGUUCGGCUUGGGCGCAGCCUAGAAGUGAUUCAGCUGACGAUCGCGAAGCAUCUGAAAUGAACUUACAAUUCAUCAUUGGCUGGUUUGCCCAUCCUAUCUUCUCUACCAACGGGAACUAUCCACAAAUCAUGAUUGAUAGGAUCGGAAACUUUAGCGCCCAGCAAGGCUUUGCAAAGUCCCGCUUGCCUACAUUUAGCGCAGAUGAAAUACGCCAAAUUAAGGAAUCAUCGGAUUUCCUCGGGUUUAACACUUACACAUCUUACAUGGUACAUAAACUGGACGAACAAAAUGCGAACAUAUUUCCCCAACCAUCAUUUAAUCAUGAUAGUGGAGUGGUAGAAUAUCCAAAUACGAGUUGGCCCGAAACAGCUUCCAGUUGGUUCCGAGUACACCCCAAGGGCAUCUACAACUUGUUAACAUGGAUCCGCAGGGAGUAUGACAAUCCGGAUGUGUUCGUCACCGAGAAUGGAUACAGUGAUCAUGGUGACAUGAGGGACACAAAUCGGGUCGAGUAUUUCAAAAAAUACAUGGACGCAGUAUUGGACGCUGUUGGGGAGGGAUGCAACGUCAAAGGUUAUUUCGCAUGGAGUUUGAUGGACAAUUUUGAAUGGCGCGGAGGUAUCGUAGAACGGUUUGGUUUAUAUUACGUCGAUUUUAAUCACCCAAAUAGGACUCGAACCCGGAAGUCAUCGGCCAAAUUCUACGCGGAUGUUAUCAAAAAACGUAAAAUAGAUAUGGAAUUGAUGCCUGAGCCGGAUGAUUAUACACCAUACUCAGCUGCUGAAGCAGUGUCUACGCGUGUGAAACCGGUGAUUAUAGCGGCGAUGAUUGUUUACUUAUAUAAAUUAAUCUACUGAAAGUUAUCAAUUCUCAAUAGAUUUCGGAUAUCAUCAAAUCGGUGACAAAUUUCAUCUUAAAAUUGACUUUAUUUUUAACUAGAUCUAGCUCAUCCAACGACGACUAUUUACACUCGCAUGACACACAAAAUUCAUACACCUCAACGAAAUGUUGAGAAUUGCACACCAAACAUUGUUCCUAUUCCUAGCUACUGUAGACUACUUUUAGCACAAUACUCAAUGUUACAAGCAGUAGGUAUAUCACAGGAACCUUAAUACUACUAUGUGAUCGAUAGGAAAUUGCCUCAAUUAUGACAUCAGCUUCUGGCCGGUAGCUCCAAUCAAUACGAUGGGUUCUAACGAUGUUGGCAUAUACUUUGGCCGAUGCCUUUGGCGUACGCGUUCGGUUUGGACUGCUGAAGUCUACGUGGAACAAUCCGAACUUCUCCCUAGAGAACAAAUAAAUGUUUUCAUGACCAAAAUGUCUAGUUUAAAGCAGCAUUCAACACUCACGUAAAUCCAGCCUUCCACUCGUAGCUGUCCAUCAAGCUCCACGCGACGUACAUCUGAAUGUUGCACCCGUCUUCUAUCGCAUCCAGAACUGCCUCCAGGUAGGAGUUGAAGAAAUCGAUUCGCUUCACAUCGUUGGUGCCACCGCGAUCGCUUACUCCAUUUUCCGUAACGUAAAUCGGCGGAUUAUUGUACUCCUUGCGUAUCCAAUUCAGCAGCUUAUUCAUCCCCUUGGGCACAACCUGACAGAAUGAUAAACAUAAAACAAUUAAUAAUUACAAGCAGUCCAGCACUCGAACACCAUUCCACUUGUGGAACAAGGUCAUUCGAUUGAUUCAAAUCGCCGUAACGCCUUUUUUCAGCUCUCGGUUGGCAGUGGAAUUAAACGCAUUAAUAAUCAAGCAGGUUUGGCAAGAUAGGACCCGUCCAGAAUGGCAAAUCAAUGAUGAUGUUAGAAUAACCAUGAUAUGUAUGACGAUCUUGAGAAUAAAAAAUGCCGUUGCACUUGAGAA
Molecule: messenger RNA, 2677 nt
Organism: Toxorhynchites rutilus septentrionalis
Lineage: Eukaryota; Metazoa; Arthropoda; Insecta; Diptera; Culicidae
Product: myrosinase 1-like
Exons: 5
Coding region: 90-1676 (528 amino acids)
Biological process (GO): carbohydrate metabolic process
Molecular function (GO): beta-glucosidase activity
Source: RefSeq, a predicted model, not a curated record